This is a messenger RNA of Neospora caninum, 1089 nucleotides long. RefSeq lists its product as uncharacterized. NCBI's taxonomy places the organism in Eukaryota, Apicomplexa, Conoidasida, Eucoccidiorida, Sarcocystidae. The record is from RefSeq and is a predicted model, not a curated record. The transcript has a single exon. The coding region runs from base 1 to 1089 and encodes 362 amino acids.
AUGGCAUCGACGCCGGUCCGCGUUGUCUGCUUGACUUUUCUCAUGGCCACGGUCUGGUCCUGCGCCGGCUCCGAGCCAAAUGCCACCCUGGUUGCAACCGAUUUCGCCGCCACAAUCCCGAAAGACGGGCUUCCAGCGGACGUUGAGGAAACCUUUUACCUCCUGCCAUCCCAGACCCUCGCGGUUCUCGACUUCACCAACACUGCGGCUUUUUUGCCAGCGAGCAGCGACAGCUCAACAAGAUCGACGGGCGACGUCAGCAGCAGUGCUUAUGUAUUUGAGAAUGGAGAGUGCAACUUCGACGAGAUCAUCGAGUACACGCAACUCUUUCCUGGCUACGAGGCACCAGUAUGGGUUCGCGCUUCGUCUUCCGUGGAGGGCGUAGAAGAAGAGGAUUCGGCAAGCGUCACGACGUACAGAUUUACGAAUCCUCCUAAGGAAAACUUGAAUGGAGGAGUUAGUUUUUGCGUUAGGUUCAAGGCGGUCAGAGCUCCCUCACCAGACUCAGAAGGCACGUUGACGACCACACAGAAACCUGUUAUCGUGGAAACGGAAACUGCGCCGUCAACCUCACAGCCUCCGCAGACGAACGGAGGAUCGUCAGGCAACGUGGCAGGAGGAUCGGAUGGCCCACCCGAGGGGCCAACGGAGCAAAAUGAUUCGGAGGAGGCGCCAGGACCUGGGUCGACUCCCUCUGGAGGUGAAGGUGGCGACGGUUCCAGCAGCUCAGGUGAGAGUGUGGAUCCCGAUAACUCACAGCAAAACCAAAACGCCAAUCAAGACGUUCAGGACAGCAACAAUCCCGAAGACGGGAUACACAAGAAUGAGGAAUCAGAUUUCCCGAAUAAGUUGCCGGAAGGCCAGAGUGGCCCGGGCCACUCAGUUUCAUCACCAACCGGAACUCCCGUUCAGGGAGAUGCUCUUGCUAGCGGCUCACUGUCGAGGAGGCUGUCUGAGCAACACGAUACAAAAGAGACGUUCUACCUGACGAUUAAAGUGCAUUCCGCUGCUUGGAGCCUCGCGAACAGCAAGGCUCCACUGUUAAUUGCUCUUCCUCCCAUGGCAACUGCUAUGCUGCAGAUCUUCUGA